UAACACUCUGCAGCCAGCCCACAAUGUGUGUCAGAGGACUAUCUGUACUACAAAAGUAUAUGACUGCUCUAAAUCUGGUGUCUGUAUUACUCACUGUGAGACUGUGAGACACGAGAAGAAUUGGCUUACACUUUAUCAUCCGGAGGCAGGACAAGGUUUUUCGAUUGUGGGAUAGAAUGCCAGCGAUCGUAAGUAAAAACUCCGAUUUGGAGUUUGACUCCUUACAACCGUGUUUCUACCCGGAUGAGGACGACUUCUACUUCUGUGGUCCCGACUCUGCGCCACCGGGGGAGGACAUCUGGAAGAAAUUCGAGUUGUUGCCUACACCGCCCCUCUCCCCAAGCCGGGCCGCGCUACCGGGGGAGCCGGCGAAUGCCUCCCCGGAAGUAGACCCUCUUGGCUUCGGCUUAGGGGACCCUCUGGACUGGGCUUCCGAGCUGCUGCUCCUGCCCGAGGACGAUAUUUGGGGGGCGUCCGACGAUGGGGACCUGUUCGGCUCAGUUAUGGAUACUACUAACCCAAACAGCAUCAUUCUCCAGGACUGUAUGUGGAGUGGCUUCUCCGCCAGGGAAAAGCUGGAGCGGGUGGUCACAGAGAAACUAGGAAAGGCUAUUUCCACAGCCACAGGAGGCGGCAGCAGCAGCGGCAGCGGGAGGAACGUGUGCGUCAAGGCGCCGGAGGUGGUGAGCCGCAGCUCGGUGUCAGAGUGCGUGGACCCCACAAUAGUCUUCCCUUUCCCGGUCCACAAGAAGAACGUGAGCAGGGACUCAUCCGGGACCGUUAACACAUCAACAACGCACUCGAACAUCAACAGUGACUCCGAAGACGAAGAUGACGAUGAUGAUGAAGAAGAUGAAGAAGCAGAGGAUGAAGACGAGGAUGAGGACGAGGAUGAGGACGAGGACGACGACGAGGAAGAGGAGGAGGAGAUUGACGUGGUCACCGUAGAAAAAAGGCGCUCCACAAUCAGCAAGGCGUCGCCCAUGGCAACAGGCACCGUCACCAUCUCUGUGCACCCAAAAAGCCAGGACUCGAGGGGAGUGGUCUCGGGGUCCAGUGGUCUGGUGAGCCGGUUUGUCAGCCGGGCACCUCAGGAACUGAUCCUGAAGAGGAGCUCAGUCCACCAGCAGCAACACAACUACGCAGCCCCCUCGCCGUACGCCUCAGACGACGACCCAACACCACCUUCCAAGAAACAGAAGACGUUAGACACCCCACGACCCCCGACCAGGACCAUAUCCUCCUCCUCCUCGUCUUCCUCCACGUCUUGCAGCUCCUUCGCCAGCAUGUCAGGCGCGCGCAGCAAACGCAGCGCAAGUGGGGACAGCAGCCCGCGCGGCAGCUCGGAUUCAGAGGACAGCGAGCGUCGGCGCAACCACAACAUUCUCGAACGCCAGCGCCGCAAUGACCUGCGCUCCAGCUUCCUGACACUGCGCGACCACGUGCCCGAGCUGGCGCACAACGAGAAGGCGGCGAAGGUGCUCAUUCUGAAGAAGGCCACCGAUUACGUGAGCUCGCUGGAGACGGAGGAGAUGAGGCUGCAGCAGGAGAAGGACAGGCUGCAGGCCCGCAGGCAGCAGCUGAUGCGCAGGCUGGAGCAUGCAAGGACUCGCUAACGGACAACCACUACAACACGGAAACACUCACAUAUACCCUGGACAACCCCCCUGCCUCAACUGAGUCUGAAACACAAAGUACACACAAACACACACAUACACACAGGCCUUUACACUUAUGCACACACACAUAGGCCUGCAUAUCUGUUCAUCUCAGAGGACGUUCAUCUUCAGGCGACACACACACACCUGCAGGAGAAGAAGAAGGAAGGGGGGUUUGCUGGAGGGAUGCUUGGACUUUCACUGCCGCCACUUUUUUUGCACAUUUGUUGACGUUAAGAAUGUUUAGGGUUUACUUUUUCAAUCCAGUCACAUUGAGGAAAGACAAAAAGAAAAGAAAGAGGAAGCAGAGAGGACACACCUUGUUUUUUUUUUGGUUUUUUUUUUACGGUCUUCCCUUCCUCUGGUUUUUAAAUCAUUUCUAUUUGUAUCUUGUUUUUUUUUUUUUUUUUUUUGUACUCACUGUGACACCAGCCUGGAAUCUGGGUGAUUCCCACAUGAUGGAUGGAUGGAUGUCCGAGGGCACUUUGCUUGGAGAGUUCACAUACAAGAAGCAGUGCACACUUAACUUUGCCUUCACCACUGCAAAAAAAAAAAAAAUACAAAAUAAACUGAAGAGACUAUGAUGACGUUUGAGGUGUUAUGGUUCACAGAAACGAUGCCACUACAGGUUUCUCUUUCUCUCACUCCUCUCACACACUGGUGCUCAAACAAAGUUCAGUGGAUGUAUAACUGUGCACCUUGCUAGCCGACACUUUUGUAUAUAACAAUAGUGUACAGACAAAAAUACACUCAGAUCUGCCUUGUUUUGUAAUACAUUUUGUCCUUGUUUUUUUUUAUACAUGUCAGGAAGCUGCCAAUAACUAGACUGGAAUUUAUAUACCUUUAAAGUACUGUAAGGCCUCGAUUUUUGAGAGUCAUGAACUUUGUAAUAUAACAAUAUAUUGUUUUGUUUCCCUUCUUUUUUCUUUGUAUUGUAUCAUAUUACUAAUUCUACACACCUUUAUGCUUUUAGUGUGACCCUGAUACAUACUAAAUUUGAUACUUAUAUUUUCGUAUGAAAAUGAGUUCUCAGUAGAUAUCACUUUAUCUCGUCAUUUUUUCCUCCUAUCUCAGAUAAUUCUUUUGUACAGAAAAAUGUGUUCUAUCCUUAUGUACCUGCUCUUUUUACUUUCUUCUCCUUUUGUUUAUAUUUUUAACUAUCGGGUGCAUAGAACUGGGUAAACGGAUGAAAGAUGUUGUUGUUUUUUUUCACUUUUAAAAUGUACAUUUAGUGCUGCAACUCAUAGCACUUUGAAAUACCUCAUUUUGAAAAAUAAAUAGACAUCAUAAAAUCCUA
This is a messenger RNA of Labrus mixtus (cuckoo wrasse), 2955 nucleotides long. RefSeq names its product MYCN proto-oncogene, bHLH transcription factor (gene mycn). Gene Ontology annotation, biological process: regulation of transcription by RNA polymerase II. Lineage: Eukaryota; Metazoa; Chordata; Actinopteri; Labriformes; Labridae. The record is from RefSeq and is a predicted model, not a curated record. Gene Ontology annotation, molecular function: protein dimerization activity; DNA-binding transcription factor activity, RNA polymerase II-specific; RNA polymerase II cis-regulatory region sequence-specific DNA binding. The transcript has 3 exons. The coding region runs from base 177 to 1616 and encodes 479 amino acids.